AUGUCAUCUGCCAUGAGAAUUUCUGCUCGUAGACUUGCUUUUUUAAUCAGUGCAUCUGGUGGGAUUUAUUUCGCUGAUGAUAAAAUGAAUGCCAGAACUUUACAACGAAAUACUUUAACAGUUUGGAACGGCCUUUGCAUAGGAUUAGAUUACAAGAUCAAUUUUCGACCUGGUAUGGGUGACAAGAUUGAUGAUUUGCAUGAACGGGUAGCGAACAGAAUUUUAAAUGUUUGUCGCUCGAAUGGUGGUCUAUAUAUAAAAUUAGGUCAAGCUAUAGGAGUGCAGUCGGCCAUUUUACCACCAGGUGAAUAUUUUGAUAUUUAUAAUUCCUCGAUUCGAUUUCAAAUUCUUUUCACGUCAACACGUCUACCUUACCAAUCCUUCUUUCAAGCAUACCAAAAAGCGUUUAGUCAAUUAUACGACGAUGCUCCAGCCGUUGACUUUAACCAAGUUGUUAAAGUUUUCAAAGAGGACUUUAACUGUCAUCCUAACGAUAUGUUUGAUGACUUUGAACGCAAUGCUAUCGCUUCAGCGAGUGUGGCUCAGGUCUACCGGGCGAAACGUAAAGAUGGAACACUGGUAGCAGUCAAGGUGCAAAAGCCCGAAAUAAGAAAGCAGAUGAAUUGGGAUUUGUUGGCCUACAGAGCAUUAAUGUAUAUGUACGAACACAUUUUUGAUCUUCCUCUUACGUGGUCGGCUGAUUAUACUGAAAAACAUUUAAGACAAGAAGUUGACUUUCAUAAUGAAGGGAGAAAUGCAGAAAAAGCGAGAAAAAAUUUUGAGAUGGAAAGAUCAUUACGUGAUAAG
Acaulospora morrowiae is the source of this 807-nucleotide messenger RNA. The record is from the annotation of a GenBank genome assembly. Lineage: Eukaryota; Fungi; Glomeromycota; Glomeromycetes; Diversisporales; Acaulosporaceae.